AUGACGCAGAUGCGCCUGCAAACGGCCGCGGAUGCGGUCAGAUGCAAGACCUUCCCAGUGUUCCUGGAAGGAAAGGCCCGGCAGUGGUUCCAGGGACUUCCCCCCAGGUCGAUCGGGUCUUUUACCCAGCUCGCACGACUGUUCUCAGCACAGUUCGUUUCUUCGCGAGCCUUCUCUAAAAGCACUGCUCGCCUCAUGACUAUCCAGCAAAGGCCCGAGGAGUCACUACGCGAAUACAUGAAGUUAUACACUAAGCUCGUAGAGAGACCUCCCAAGUCAGUUCGGGAGAAGCUGGACCGAGCUCGCGAGAAGGUCAACGCUGAGGAAGCCAAUCGCUUGAAGAGCGCGCAGGAAAGGCAGAGGGACGACAAACGCAGGAGGAAUGCCGACCAGGGGGACGUGCGGCGUGACCAGGGGAGGAAAAAUACUUAUGACCGCCUGCCUAGGAGUCGGAGCCUGGGGGGAGAUAAGCCUUGGACCUCCCUCACAGCGCCCCGAGCUCGCGUCCUCGCAGUGAUGGAGCAAGAAGGGCUCUCCCGGCCUCCCCGACCUUUGCCGGGGGACAAAAGCAGACGGGACCAGGGCUUAUACUGUGCAUAUCACCGAGAUGUGGGACACGAUACGGAGGAUUGUCAUCACCUCAAGAAGGACAUUGAGAAGUUGAUCAAGCGAGGCCACCUCGGGCAGUUCAUACGUGACGAACGAGUUGAACAACGGCGGGCGAGGCCCAAAUUAGAUCAUCUGAGCUACCCCCGCAACCGACCUCAAGGGCCUCGUGGCCGAACUCCCGAGCAGAAAGCUCAGAAUCUGGCUGGGGUGAUCAAUACUAUUGCAGGAGGACCGGUUGGAGGGGAUAGUCAUACAGCUCGGCGGCAUAACCGCCCCCUCCCAGCGGAGAAAGCUCGAGCAAACGGCUGA
Messenger RNA from Coffea eugenioides, 918 nucleotides. RefSeq lists its product as uncharacterized. The coding region runs from base 1 to 918 and encodes 305 amino acids. NCBI's taxonomy places the organism in Eukaryota, Viridiplantae, Streptophyta, Magnoliopsida, Gentianales, Rubiaceae. The transcript has 2 exons. The record is from RefSeq and is a predicted model, not a curated record.